AUGAGUGAUCUCAUCAAUCCCCAGAAUGACCCUAACGUGGGAUCAUCUCGGGGCAAUGCCUCCUCGACGACAUCCGAGGCGAUGAGUGACCUGGGAGUCGAGAGUUCAACGUCUCUUUCGUCCCUAGUGACCACUCUGUGUCCGGCAUUGGUGAUUGCAGUGUUCUGGUUCGGACUGUUCCUGAUCUGCCGUCGAACCCAAUUGCGCUGGUACGCACCGAGGUCUCAUCUACCCUCCUUUCACAUCCAUGAACGGAGUCCGCAGCUGCCGACGGGCUUCCUCAACUGGUUCGGGCAUUUCCUCAAGAUCUCCGACGCCCAUGUGUUACAUCACUCUUCCAUGGAUGGCUAUCUCUUCCUCCGGUUCCUAAGAGUGCUCUGCGCGACAUCUUUCACUGGAUGUCUUAUCACCUGGCCCAUCCUACUGCCGAUACACGCCACCGGCGGAGCAGGAAAUACGCAGCUGGAUGCGCUGAGCUUCAUAAGCGAUUUCCCCAAGCAAAUACUUGACGCAGCUGACUCCCCAGCCUUCGUCUUCUACGUCGUGACGCGAGAAAGCAUCUUCUAUGCAAACCUACGCCAAGCGUAUCUCAACUCCCCGGCAUACGUAGACCGCAUCUCCUCGCGCACGGUACUCUUCAUGUCCGUCCCGGAGGACUACAAAAACGAGAAAACCCUGCGUCAGGUCUUUGGGGACUCCAUCCACCGGAUCUGGAUCACCUCCAACUGCGAGGAGCUGCAGAAGAAGGUCCGGGAGAGGGAAGACCUCUCGUACAAACUCGAACGCGCAGAGACCCGACUCAUCCGACGCGCCAACUCCGCCCGCCUGAAGAUCCUCAAGAAAGGAGGUGUCCCCUGCGAGAGCUGCUGCGACGACUGCGAGAGCGGCAGUAAUCCGUCGCUCUACCACGGCGUGCGACGGCCAUGCCACAGACGCAAGCUCUUCUUCGGCGAAAAGAUCGACACGAUCGACUGGCUGCGCGCACAGCUGGCCCAAGUGACGGAGGAAGUGACCAGUCUACAGCGGAAACACAAGGACGGCGAUGCGAAGCAGCUCUCUGCUGUCUUUAUCGAGUUCAAUUCACAGUCGGAUGCGCAGAUCGCCUUGCAGACCCUGUCGCACCACCAACCGCUGCACAUGACUCCGCGAUUCAUCGGUAUCGCCCCGUCGGAGGUAGUCUGGUUGGCGCUGAAUCUCAGCUGGUGGCAGCGCAUCGUGCGCAAGUUCCUCGUCCAGGGCGGCAUCGCGGCAUUGGUCAUUUUCUGGUCCAUUCCCUCCGCCCUAGUCGGCACCAUCUCCAACAUCACCUAUCUCUCCAAGAUGAUCCCCUUCCUGGGUUGGAUCAACGACCUCCCGGAGACUAUCAAAGGUGUCAUUUCCGGAUUGCUCCCGUCAGCCGCACUGGUCUUGCUGAUGUCUCUGGUGCCGAUCAUCUGUCGAUUCUGUGCCAAACGCGCCGGCGUCCCAUCCACCUCCCGCGUGGAGCUGUUCACGCAAAGCGCCCACUUCUGCUUCCAGGUCGUGCAGGUCUUCCUCGUGACGACGCUGACGUCCGCCGCCUCGGCCGCCACCGCGCAAAUCAUCAAAGACCCUCUCUCGGCUAAGGACCUCCUCGCCAAGAACCUGCCCAAAGCGACCAACUUCUACAUCUCGUACUUCCUCCUGCAGGGCCUAACGAUGAGUUCGCUGGCCGUUGUGCAAGUCGCCGGCGCGCUCGUCUUCAAGUUCAUCACCACGUUCUUCGACCACUCGCCGCGCCACCUCUACCAGCGCUGGUCCGCGCUCAGCGGCAUCAGCUGGGGGAACGUGUUCCCCGUGUUCACCAACAUGGGCGCCUCUACCUCGUCUACCAAGCCUACCGCUACAACUUCCUCUUCGUGGCGCGGUCGGCCCGCUCGUCAUCAUGGUGCUCUUCAUGAUCCUCACGGUGCUGGCGCACAUCUCGCUGAACGAGGCCCUCGAGCCGCUGUACACCUUCCUCCCGCGCACGCUGGACGUCGAGGAGGAGGCGCAGGCCGCCAAGCAGGAGGCGUACACGCAGCAGCCGCUGAGCCGCUGGGAGGCCGCGUGGAAGUGGUUCCAUCCGAAUCUGUACCGCGACUAUGCGGCGCUGCGCCGGAAGGUGCGCCGCGACCAUGUCGAGAUCCGGUACUCCGAGGAGGAGCGCGAGAACGCCUACUACGAGCCGUGCAUAACGGCGCCCAUGCCGACGCUGUGGAUCCCCCGCGAUAA
Messenger RNA from Aspergillus terreus NIH2624, 2232 nucleotides. RefSeq names its product putative DUF221 domain protein. The transcript has 7 exons. NCBI's taxonomy places the organism in Eukaryota, Fungi, Ascomycota, Eurotiomycetes, Eurotiales, Aspergillaceae. Gene Ontology annotation, cellular component: plasma membrane. Gene Ontology annotation, molecular function: calcium-activated cation channel activity. Bases 1 to 2232 code for a protein of 743 amino acids. The record is from RefSeq and is a predicted model, not a curated record.